This is a messenger RNA of Parnassius mnemosyne (clouded apollo), 420 nucleotides long. The record is from the annotation of a GenBank genome assembly. Lineage: Eukaryota; Metazoa; Arthropoda; Insecta; Lepidoptera; Papilionidae.
AUGACAUUAAUUAUUUUUUUGUCAACAAGUCGCGGACUGGAAGAGGCUCAGGAUAUCUUAGAGUUCAAUCAACAGGUGGACGAGAUCGAAGCCUGGAUCAGGGACAAGGAAAUGAUGGUGCAAGCGCACGAGCUGGGGUGCGACUACGAGCACUGCAGUGCGCUGCUGCGCAAGCUGGACGACUUGGACAGCGACAUGAAGGUGGACGACCGCCGCCUGCGCGCGCUCGACACGCUGGCCGAGCGUCUGCUGCGGCAGGGCCCCACGGCGUCCGCGGGCGGCGGGGCGGGCGGUGGCGCGGGCGGCGUGGCGGCGCGGCGCGAUGCUGUGCUGGCGCGCUGGCGGGCGCUCAGUGGAGCGCUGCACGCCUACCGCGAGCGCCUCGACGCCGCGCUCCUGCUGCACUGCUUCAACAGAUAG